Molecule: messenger RNA, 1677 nt
Organism: Aspergillus puulaauensis
Lineage: Eukaryota; Fungi; Ascomycota; Eurotiomycetes; Eurotiales; Aspergillaceae
Gene: ORC2
Product: origin recognition complex subunit 2
Exons: 2
Coding region: 1-1677 (558 amino acids)
Biological process (GO): DNA replication
Cellular component (GO): nucleus; nuclear origin of replication recognition complex
Molecular function (GO): DNA replication origin binding
Source: RefSeq, a predicted model, not a curated record
AUGCAACCCGAUGUUGAUGAUGAGCUCCCUGCCUCGACACCGAAGAGACAGCGGACUUCGAACGCCAAUGGCACCGAGAAUGAUCAUGUCAAUGGCGACGGAUCGCCUGAGCCCCCGGCCUCGAAACGUGUAAAGAGCACACCCCAGAAACCAACUGCCGAAACACCUGCAGCGCUCAAAGUAUCCGGACUGAGAACCCCAUCGAAUCGAUCGAAAGCAAAGGCCUUAUUCUCAACACCUACCAAGGAAAAUGGCGCUUCUACUCCGACAAGGGCGCGUGCGGACCGUUCGGCGAAGAAAAAGAGUGCUCGAUUACUCCUUGAGCAGGAUGAUGAGGAUGUUUGGGACGGAGGCGAUCGUCUCGCAGAGGAGAUAUUAGCUGGCGAAGAGGCACAGGGUGAUACCAACGAGCAAGAGAAUGAGAUGAUUGAAACGGUUGAGGUGGAUACCACCGAGUCGAAGACAGACAAGAAGGACAAGAAGGACAAGACCGCUGCAACCCCGAAGCGUCGUGCUGGAAGACCUAAAGGAGCAAAGAAUAAGCGCUCUCCUACGCCCGAAGGAGAUUUGCCGCCGCAUGAACGGUACUUUUUCCAGAAUCGCGCUGGACCACCACGGACAUCAAACAACAACCUGAAUAAAGUGAACUUAUUGACCCAUGAGGACUAUUUCGAGAAGCACGCGCAAUACCAGGACCCAUGCAAGCGGGAAACCGUAUUCCUCAACGAUCUCCAUCGCAGGUCGUUCCCUCAAUGGGAUUUCGAAUUCCACCAGGGAUUUAAUAUUUGCUUAUACGGAUAUGGCUCAAAGCGCCGGCUCACUCACAGUUUUGCGGAUUGGCUGUAUCGCAAGCACAGCGCAAGUCCUCCGUCCGUCAUCAUUGCCAACGGGCAUACUCCGAACAUAUCCAUCCGUUCCAUUUUUGCUACGGUAGUCACAGCCAUUCUUGGCGCUGAUGUUCCCUCAAAGAUGGGGGCUCAACCGAUAGAAGUAUUGGAAUUAUUACAGUCAGUUCUCAGGUCGAGACCCCAGCAGAACCCAAUAACCGUCUUUAUCAACUCUAUCGAUGCUCCGACCCUUCGUCGCGCAGCGAACCAAGCUUUGCUUGCUCGACUGGCAGCUACACCGAAGAUACACCUUCUUGUAACCGCAGACACGCCCAAUUUUCUGUUGAUGUGGGACCUCAGUCUCCGGGAUCAGUUCAACUUUGUAUUCCAUGAUUGUACGACAUUUGUACCGUUUGAUGCAGAGUUCGAUGUGGUUGAGGAAGUUCAUAAUCUCCUUGGUCGGAAAGGACGACGUGUUGGAGGCAAAGAGGGUGUUGAGUUCGUGUUGAAAAGUCUUCCAGAAAACGCGCAGAACUUGUACCGACUGCUCAUUAUUGAAUUACUCUCAAUUGUGGAUGACUAUCAAAAUGCAGAAGAUGACGUGGAAGGUGCCGACGGGACAGCAGAUGGUCCUAAGGACGAGACAGGAAUUGAAUUCCGAGCGUUAUACCAGAAGGCUUCUGAAGAGUUCAUCGCAUCUUCUGAGAUGAUGUUCCGGACACUGUUGAAGGAAUUCCAUGAUCACCAGAUGAUCACUUCGAGAAUGGAUACAAGUGGAGGGGAAAUACUCAGUGUCCCAUUGUCUCGCGAUGAAAUGGAAGGAGUUCUGGAAGACCUCGUUAUGGGUUGA